This is a messenger RNA of Danaus plexippus (monarch butterfly), 1870 nucleotides long. Its product is annotated as zinc finger protein 219. Bases 11 to 1870 code for a protein of 619 amino acids. The transcript has a single exon. The record is from RefSeq and is a predicted model, not a curated record. NCBI's taxonomy places the organism in Eukaryota, Metazoa, Arthropoda, Insecta, Lepidoptera, Nymphalidae.
CGGUGACGCGAUGUCGGUGGCGCCGGCGGUAAAGCGCGAGCGCGACUGUGCGAGCGGGGGCGGGGGACCCGUGGUGGGGGCGGGGGUCGGGCUCGUCGGAGACGCUGACGGAGGAGGAAGCCCUGGCCGGAAAAGAAGGAAACAAGCGGCACCGGCGCGAGCUCCUCAACCGCCGCUGGAUCUACACGCUAAGAUGGCCGACAUCUACAAGAGCGCCCUGGCCUUCGGGGAACUCACUCUGCCCACCUUCGACCCGCUAGCGGCGUUCAGACUGCUGCCGCGACACGAUCCGCCGCGCAUCUUCAACCCGGAGGCGUACUGCGACCUGUGCUGCAAGGAGUUUUGCAACAAGUACUUCCUGAAGACCCAUCGCGCCAACAAGCACGGAAUAUAUGACGGAGAACAGCAGCCGCAUCCCGGACUACCCUCCCAGCCACAGAUCUCGCCACCACGGAGAGCCUCGGACGAGGAGUCGGGCGGCACUCCCAGACGCCUAUCUCCAGAUUCGGCGAGAAGAGCUCGGGAGGCGGCCUUCCAACCGGACGUCCUCAGGCGACUUGGAGUGACGAAUCCGGAAGCAUUUUGCGAAAUUUGCUGUAAAGAGUACUGCAACAAAUACUUCCUGAGAACUCAUCGCGAAAGAAGACACGGCGUGACCGCCCACCGGUCACCCGUCGCCGAUAGAUCGCCGGCCGCCGCCACGCCACCGAUGAUGACUCCGCAUUCCAUGUCACCUCACGCCCCGACGCCCCCGCGGGCCUUUUCCCUACCGCCGCCGUUUGAUCCCGAGGAGCCGCUGGAAGUGAAACGAGAACAAGAAGACCGAGAAGACUUUGAGGCGGUGCUGCGCGAGGGACAGACGAGCCCCUUGAACCUGAUCGUGGAGGAGCGCAGCGCCGCGUCCCCGGGCUCCGCCAGUGAGGAGCUCCGGAAGCUGCAGACGAUGAUAUCGCAGCUGAACGAGCUUGCGGCGGAACGGCUGGCCGAGGAACCGAGUGAAGCGCCCCGUCCGCCGUCAUCAUCACCGCCGCCGCAGGACGAACGACGGUCGGGCGGAGCCGGCUCUAGUUUUUGUGAAAUUUGCAAUAAAGAAUUAUGUAAUAAAUAUUUCAUGCGCACCCACAUGCAGCGUAUGCACGGAAUAUCUCUAGAGAGCGGCACCCAGCUCGGCGGCGUUACGUGCGAUAUAUGUCACAAGGAGUUGUGCAGCAAAUACUUCCUCCGUGUCCACAAACACAACACGCAUGGCAUCCCCGCGCCCCCUGCGCCGGCCAACGCCGCGCCGGCCGAGCCCUGUCCGCUGUGCUCGAGACGCUUCAGGGGUCCGCGAGCUCUCCGAGCACACCUGCUAGCGGAACACGCUCCGCCGACGAGGCCGCCCCCGCCGCCGCCGAUGCCUCCGCGGCCUCUGGACCUGCUCGCGAGAGACAAACCGUACGCGUGCUCCUACUGCCCCUUCACCACCGAGGUGCUCGCGUUCCUGUUUGCUCACGAACGAGCUCACGUGCAGCGAGCCCAGGAGCAGGCGGAGGGCGGAGAGAUGGAGGGAGACACCGGCGCGGAGGAGCCGAACGAGAGCGUCGAGCCGGCCGGCGAGGUGGAGAGCGACACGGAGGCGUACUCCUGCUCGCGGUGCGAGUUCCGCGCAGAGAGCUUCGCGGCGCUGGAGGCGCACGUGCGGGCGACCCACGGCGGUGCGGGGGCGCUGCUGGCCGUGCCGCGGGCGCCGCGCGCUCCGCUCACCAUGCAGCCGUUCGUGCUGGAGGAGGCGGGCGGCGCGCUCAGCCUGCUUCCGGCGUUGGUGUUCCUGCCGGUGCGCCGCCGUGCCACGCGCCGCGCCACCGUCACGCUGACGCUGACGCCCGCCUAG